This is a messenger RNA of Sus scrofa (pig), 4338 nucleotides long. The record is from RefSeq and is a predicted model, not a curated record. NCBI's taxonomy places the organism in Eukaryota, Metazoa, Chordata, Mammalia, Artiodactyla, Suidae.
UCGGCGAUGGCAGGUGGGAACCUGUCACGGAUGGGGAGCAAGGACUCUGCAGCUGGUUGUGAUGGGUGCCCUUGGCAGAGGCCAGUUUGGUACCCUGUGUCUGAAGGCCUGCGGAAGGCAAGCAGCACGGAGAGGGCUGGGGAGGGCAGACCCAGAGAGACGCUGAGGGUCAGGAGGCUAAGUGCUUCACCGUUUUGCCCAAGGCUGGGCUUUGAUCUCUGGGAACAGGUAGAACGGAAGUCACCACUGACAGGCUCUUCUCAGUCCCGGGAAGAGCACGCUCCAGACCACGUGAAGGUAAAUAUGAGAAGAGUCGCCUGAAAGUAAACAGGGUAUUAAAAGGGAUCCGGGAAAGCGAAAGCAGCGUCUGAGAGCAGAAGCACCAAGCCGGGAGCUGGGCGGUGGAGACAGAGGAGAGCUUUGUGCAACGGCCUCCAGUCCUGGCUGCCAUGUGGGGGCCACUCCUCUCCUUGCUUCUCCUGGCUGCUCUGUCGCAGUUCUGCUGCAGGGCCCAGGGCACCAGGCUGUUAGACACGGCACCUGAAGGCAGGCCUGCAGAGGUGGCUGAAGUGCACCGUCGCAAACAGUUUUGUCACUGGCCCUGUCAGUGCCCUCGUCGGAAGCCCAGCUGCCCUCCUGGAGUGAGCCUGGUGAGGGACGGCUGUGGAUGCUGUAAAAUCUGCGCCAAGCAGCCGGGGGACACCUGCAACGAAGCUGACGUCUGCGACCCCCACAAAGGGCUGUACUGUGACUACUCCGCAGAUGGGCCCUGGUACGAGACUGGAGUGUGUGCAUACCUUGUAGCUGUGGGAUGUGAGUUCAAUGGGGUACAUUAUCAGAACGGCCAAGUAUUUCAGCCCAAUCCCCUGUUUAGCUGCCUCUGUGUGAGUGGGGCCAUCGGCUGCACACCUCUGUUCAUACCAAAGCGGGCUGACAAUCACUGCUCUGGGGCUAAAGGUGGAAAGAAGACCCAUCAAUCAAAAUGUGGCCGGGGACCGUCACAACAGCAGCUCUCAACAAGCUACAGAACCAUGCCAGAUGGGCACCAAGCUUUUAAUCUGCUUCCUGCGCUGAGGUCUUUAAACUGUUGUCUACCUUCCAGCGUAUAGGAACCUCCCCCUUAUUUGGAAAAGAAAGUGUCUUGUGCAAGCAACGAAGUGGACCCCUUGCUCCAGGACAUGUGGGAUGGGAAUAUCUAACAGGAUAACCAAUGAAAAUAGCAACUGUCAAAUGAGAAAUGAGAAGAGACUGUGUUACAUUCAGCCUUGUGACAGUAAUAUAUCAAAGACAAUAAAGAUCCCCAAAGGAAAAACAUGCCAACCUACUUUCCAACUCUUCAAAGCUGAAAAAUUUGUCUUUUCUGGAUGUUCAAGCACUCAGAGUUAUAGACCCACUUUCUGUGGAAUAUGCUUGGAUAAGAGAUGCUGUGUCCCUAAUAAGUCUAAAAUGAUUACCAUUCAGUUUGACUGCCCAAAUGAAGGGUCAUUUAAAUGGAAGAUGCUGUGGAUUACAUCUUGUGUAUGUCAGAGAAACUGCAGAGAUCCAGGAGAUACAUUUUCUGAGCUCAAGAUCCUAUGAAACCAAGCACAUGGGGGAAAAGUUAUGGUUCAUCAUGCCAUUAUAUCAAACUUUAAAAUGGUUUUAAAAGUGUGGCACAUCUGCCUUAUUAGUUUAAAGCAGUAAGAAUGCCUAGCUAUUCUCAGAUAACUAACUGUAUUUAAGGCAUUAGAAGCUUUUAAAAAGGUUCUCCUAAAAAUAUAUGUAAUAUAUGAAAACCUUAAAAUUGAACUCUUUGAAAUGUGUAACUGUGUAAUACACAGAUACUUGUUUCCAUCUACAUAUUCCACAUAUAAUGAACAAUUUAUGAGAACAUUUUAUUCUAAUAUGGAAUAAUUUGGUAAAGGUAUAAAGAAGUAUAUUAAAUUUUUAAAACUUUAUCUGUACUUUGACAAAUAGCCUAGGUUCCAAUCACAUGAUAAUCAUUAUAGGGGGAGCAAGAUUCUAGUUUAAAUCUUAAAUAGGAGUAAGAUUAAGCUCUAAAUUACCCUAUCCUAAAUAUUGUUUAUUAAGAUUUCUUUUGGAAGGAGAAAGUGUAACUUUCUUUGGUCACUGUUGACAACUGUAAUCUAAUUUUUUUAUACCAAAUACUGUAAAAAAUUGGAUUUCGAAAAUAAUGACCAUGAGCAGUAUCUUUACUCUGAAAAGGAAAGAAACUUAAAAACAAAACAAAAAAAAAAACAUUAAAGCACGUGACAAUUUUUUCGGCUUGAAAAUAAAUUGUUCCUAAAAAUUCCUUAAAUGAUAUGCAUUUUAAAUAUAAAUUGUGAUUAAAAAUAAAUGCUGAAGACUAAAACUGGAGAUUUAUAGUAAAUGGAAUACUUUCAUUAGACUAUUAUACUCAUUUGCUGCAAAGUUUGAAAGAAACUAUCAAGCUCAGUAAUAAUGUUCUAUUCACUUAUGAAUAGUGACAAGCAAAACUGUUAAGUUGCAUAGUUUAAAAAUAUGGGCAUUAUUACAAAAUCAACCAGUUUGAUUAAAAAAGCAUUAUAUUUAGAAAUAACUUAAUACAUACAUGAGUUAAAAUAAGUGUAAAUUGUUUCUUUGGAGUGCAAAGAAGUGGUUGCCCACAAAAGAAAGAAACCCUCCUUAAGAGUUGUAAUAAAAUCUAUUCCUAGAGUGCUCUGAUGGCACAACAGGUUAAGAAUCCAGUGUUGUCACUGCAGCAACUUAGGUUGCUGCUGUGGUGCAGGUUCAAUCCUGGCCCUGUAGGCAUGGCCAGAAAAACCCCAAAAAGACUAUUGUGAAAAGUUAGUGGAUAUUACACAGAAAUAUUUAUAUUCUUUUCUGACUCUUUAAAAGUAUAUAUGGGAGUAGAAUAAAAGUCUAAACAGAAUAUGAAAACAUAAAUUACGCAUACAUAUAAAAAUAUAUCUGCAUAAGAUUUUUACCUAAGACAUGAUUAUCUUUGUAUAAAUGCAUAAAUAUAAGACUAUAAACAAAGUAAAAUGUUGAAGAACUCUGUUCUUUCAAUUUUAGAAAACAGGACUUUGUGGAAGACAAAUGUUUGAAGUUAAGUUACUCAGACUUGGCUAAUUUCACACAGAGGUAGCACCAACAAAUUGUGAUUAAAUGGAAACCACUCUUUUAGAUAAAUAUACUUCCCAAUAGUAAAAACAUACAUUAGGCUUUCUGAAUCACAAAAAUUAUGAAACAGAGAGGGGAUGAAAAAUGUGAAAUUAAGAAAAGAAAGUUGUAUCUUUGGGAUUUCUUUUUUAUAUAGCUACACUUAGUCUAGGUACAUCUUCUGUAGGCAUGCAUUUUGUGGCAUCCAGUUGGUUAUAUUCCUCUAUGAGUGUUGAUAAAGAUGACAUGGCUUCUGUGAAACAGCUUUCCUCCAUCCCUUCAAUUUGUAGAUAGUGAUGAAGAUGAGCCUAUAAAUAAAAAAACUGAAUAAUGACUAAUUUUCAGGAAACUGAAUACAGACAAUUAUCCUGUAAAUAUUCUUACUAAAAUGAUAGUUCAGUGACUUUCAGGGGAGGAGACAAGAUGGUGGAGUAGAAAGACUCACCUCCUCUCAUGAAAGCACCAAAAUCACAACUCCUGAACAAUCAUCAACAAAAAAGACCAGAACCUACCAAAAUAUAUUCUCCAUCCAAAGACAAAGAAGCCGCCACAAUGAGAUGACAGGAGGGGCACUUUCAUGAGGUAAUCAAAUUCCAUACCUGCCAGGUGGGCAACCCACAAACUGGAAAAUAAUGUUAUUGCAGUGGGUUCUGUGGGAGGGUGUUCCAUUGGAAGGAGGAGUUUUCAAAUGGGGGCAUUUGGCUUUGAAGGCCAGCGAGGCUUGAGUGCAAGAGCUCCACAGUCUGGGGGAAAUACAGACUUCACUCUUGGAGGGCACAUACAAGGUUUCACGAGCACAGGGACCCAAGGCAAAGCAGUAAUCCAUAGAAGCCUGGGCCAGACCUACCUGUCUUAGAAGGUCUCCUGGGGAGACAGGGUUGGUUAUUGCUCACCGUGGGGGAAAGGACACUGGUGGCAGAGACCCUAGGGAAUAUUCAUCAGCAUGAGCUCUCCAGGAGGUCACCAUUUUGGCACAAGACCUGGCUCACCCAACAGCCUGCAGGUUCCAGUGCUGGGAUGCCUCAGGCCAAACAACCAAUAGGGUGGGAACACAGCCCUACCCAUCAGCAGAGAGGUUGCCUAAAGUCCUUCUGAGCCCAAAGUCACCUCUAACCAUACCCCUUAAUACAGCCCUGCCCACCACAGAAACAAGACCCAGCUCUAUUCACCAGUGGGCAUAUAUGACAGACCCACAACUAAUAUCAUGCUUGGAGG